AUGUAAUAUAUUAAAACUUAAUUGAUAUUAUUCCUCUAUGGAUUGUUUGAUAGCAUCUAAUUCAUGAAGGGACUCAGAAGAUAUGCUAAUGAUAAAUAGGACAAAUAUCGCAUUGAAAUCUAAAAAUAUUUAAAGCAAGCAAUAUAAUUUGCUGCCAAAAAAUUGGCUAUCGUUGUUUUUAUAGACUUGUUCUUAUAUUUGUUGUCUCUAAUAUCAAUUCCCAAAUUAUUCUUAAUGUUGAUAUAGAUCAUAUCAUUUGUCUUCUACUUUGAAAACAAUAUUCGGUAAUUGGUUUAUGUAGGCAAAAUUACAUAAACAGCAAUUUAAUAUGAGACAAAUGUGAAAUAAAAUAGGCAGUUUUUCAUCUACAAUUUAAAAAGAGACAGUAAUGUUGGAUUCUCCACUUUAAUUAUUAAGUGAAAUUAACAUUGCAGGUAUUGCUUUUCAGCUUUUUAUUAUUGCUUCAAACUUCAUUAUUUGACAUCUUGGUUAUAAUUCUACCAGAAAAUACAUUAAUCUAGUUGAUAAUCAAACAUUAGAUUAUUUACUUUAUGCCGUCUAUAUAUACAGGGUAACAACAGGUUAUUUAUCAUUAAAGAUUCCUUAUCAGGAUCACUUGCCUUAUUAUCUACAUACAUAUAUAGGCUAUUUAAUAGGUUAUUCUGUCAUUUUGUCAUACUUUUUAAAUGUUUAUUUCAGUUUUCCAAAAUUAUGUAUAGUAUUCUCUAUUUUAUCUCCAAUUUGUUUAUUGAGGGAAUUUUAGAUUUAUGCUCCUUUGAUAACAGAGGUAGAGAAGAAAUCAUUCUGUGAAAUUAUGUAAAUAAGGUAUUUUAGAUUUGGAUAUUUUGAUAAAGAACUUCUUAGGAGAGGAAGGGAUAUCAAGGACAUCAUAUGAACACCAUUUGAAAAUGGCAGAAAAUGAUAAAGAAUACAAACUAAAGGAAGAAAAACAAUUGGUUGAUUUACAUUAGCGAGAGGAUUAAGACCAUAUGUUAUUAAUCCAUUGA
This is a messenger RNA of Paramecium octaurelia, 1007 nucleotides long. Lineage: Eukaryota; Ciliophora; Oligohymenophorea; Peniculida; Parameciidae. The record is from the annotation of a GenBank genome assembly.